AUGAGCCAACCACCCAUCCGUAUCCUGCGUAGGCCGCCUAUUCAGGUGAAUAAUCAGGUUGCCGACAAUGUGCAACCAACUGUUCCAACAAAAACCCUCGAGCAGCGUGAGGCGGACUACGCGGCUGCUAGGCGUCGAAUAAUGGGAUCUGAGUCCGAAGAUCAACCUACGGUUUCGGAAGGAUCUGGGUUACCAGCUCCGGUAACGAAUACGGCAGAAAACGGGCCAGCCACCAAAACCACUGGUCCGUCGGAUGACUCGGACAACCAGAAACAGACGUCUACAAAACCUCCCCAGACCGCUAUUCCGUUAAUGUCCAUCCCCACAGCGGCUUUGUCCAUUCAUACUACAUUGGAUCGGGGUCUUCAUACCACUCCUCGUCCGGCUUCACCACAUCUCUUUAACAACUUCAACUCAAACUAUUUGCCUCCACGUAACAUGGCAAACGGUGUGGUGCUUGAUGGUACGCAGCAAUCGCAGCCACCUAACGGCCAUGUCGACAGGUCGAAAACGGCAGCUACGCUUAAUAUGUCGGCCAUGUUGCACCAACUCAACCUCUUACGUCAGUACCAGCAAAGCAUUGCGGCGUGCCAGUUGAUGCAACCUAUGCCAUCUAAUUCACAAGUGCCAUUAACAUCCUCCUACCCAGCUGCUUAUCAACGUACCGCCUGCAACCAAGUCCAGAACCUGAUGCCUUCCCUUAACUUCCAGGCGUCACCAUCAAGGUUCACUUACUCGUCGGGCUACAACUAG
Dibothriocephalus latus is the source of this 753-nucleotide messenger RNA. NCBI's taxonomy places the organism in Eukaryota, Metazoa, Platyhelminthes, Cestoda, Diphyllobothriidea, Diphyllobothriidae. The record is from the annotation of a GenBank genome assembly.